GCCUCGGCAUUUCAGUUCGACAGUAGAUGUGAACUGCAGCUGUAUGGGCAUGAGGAUUCGCAGACUCGUGUUAAAUUUAGAAACAUCGCGCUGCUCAGUGUGUCUGCCCUAAUUCGGAAGAAUUCUGGAUACACUAAAUGGCAGCUAUUGUUUUGAGGUGCACGAAGGUAUAAUAAUCUAUUAUCAUUCAUGGAAGUACACUGCGAAGAUCAAAAAUCUUGGCUCUAUGUAAAAGGCUAAGAAGAUAAACUUUUUUGAUCCACGAUUUAUGUUGUGAUGACCCAAGAAGUCUCAGACGCCUGCUGCUCAUACUAUACCUUGCUCAAAAAGGAUGAAAUUUCGUCAUGUUUUGUGCGUCCUACGUAAAGAUGUGCCGACGACUUAAUCGCCACCAGUGUAGUUUCUGAAGAUUCAGCAGAAGACCGAAGGGGGAGGAGAAGAUGUGUGAAAGACACGAAGAAGAAAUCGAGGAUCAGCAGCCCGAUCAACAGAUACAGAAUGGACACGUAUUCCACUCCGGUACAAGCUUGCGGCCACCCUUCAGCAUACUGAUCGGCACCGCCCUUUAUGUCGCAGAGUUUGUCAGCGCCGCUGUGCUUUGCGGUUACUAUCACCGCUACCAUGAUCAUUACUGGAUGGGACUGACCAUUACCUUCAUGAUAGUUCCGUCCGUAGUUAGCCAGUUGGCUCUGACGUUUAUACACCGAGACUUGGGAAAGGAUCGUCCGCUUAUCCUACUAAUACACUUGCUUCAAAUGGGACCGGUCAUAAGGUGCAUAGAGGCUCUGGUGGUGUACUUUCGUGCUGGCAAGAAGGAGGAGCCAUACGUAUCAAUCUCAAGAAAGAUUAAGUUAAAACAUGGAGUGGAGAGAGAGGUAGAGACUGAGAUUGGGCAUUCUGCUCGAAUCCUUGCUAUGCAUCGUAAUGCCUUCAAGCGUGUGGCUGUUAUUCAGGCCUUCCUAGGUUCCACCCCUCAGCUGUCACUUCAGCUGUAUGCAACAGUGCUACAGAAGUACCUGCCUCCUGCAAGAGUUGCCCUGAUGUCACUGUCUCUGAUUUCUGUUACAUAUGGAGCCUUGGUCUGCACCGUUUUGGCCAUCCAGAUUAAAUAUGAUGACUACAAACUUGUUCUGCAGCCACUGGGCUAUUUGUGUAUAGUAAUGUGGCGGGCUACAGAAAUUGCCACACGUGUCACUGUGAUAGUGCUUUUCAGCACUGCCCUGAAAUACUGGAUAGUCCCAAUUGGUUUAAUUAAUUUACUGUUUCUCUUCUUCCUUCCAUGGGUGGAGUUCUGGAGGAAGAAGGCCCCAUUCCCUGAAAAUGUUGAAAAGAACUUUAGUAAAGCAGGCACCGCCUUUGUGCUUUCUUUAGUGACUUUCCUUUAUGCUGGCAUAAAUGUUUUCUGUUGGUCAGCAGUGCAGCUAAAUCUGGCAGACAAGGACUUGAUAGAAAAAUCUCAGAGCUGGGGUCGACUAGCUAUAUACUAUUCUGUACGGUUUGUGGAGAAUGCUGUCCUCAUCACUCUCUGGUAUUUUUAUAAAACAGACAUCUAUGAGUAUUUUUGCUCACCUUUAUUGGUUGCACAACUUAUGGUAGCCUACGUUUUAGGUGUCAUUUUCAUGCUCGCCUUUUAUCAGUAUUUCCAUCCCUGUCGGCGGCUCUUCACGCACAAUGUUGAAGACUGUUUGCACUGUGUUUGUCUAAAAAGAACAUCUGCUCCUCAGUUACCACAAGACCAGAAACCGGAGGGAAUACUGGAGCACAUCAAUGAACUUCGGGAGACAGACUUGAUGGAAUGAUGCUCAGUUACACUAUAUGGGUAUCUGUUAGAAGAUGAUUUUGUUUUUUGUUUUUUUUUUCCAAACGUGCAUAUUAAGGCCAUUAUUAAAUUAAAUACCAUCAUGUAGAUUAGAAUGUUGAAGCUACAAAAAACAUCUGAAGAAAAAAAAAAGUGAUUCAAAUCGUGCCAGGUUUUUUUCUUUUUUCACAUGGGGCAAAAGAAAAAUUACAUUUAAUUAUGUAGGCAAAUAUGUUUAGGAUUUGUUAUUUUUUUACUGCAUGGCUUCAAUAUCAAAGUGUGGAGAAAAAGUAUAUUGUUAUACAUUUAUAUUUUGUUUCAUAAACAACAAUAUUGCUAUAACAGGUA
Messenger RNA from Erpetoichthys calabaricus (reedfish), 2146 nucleotides. It is a transcript of the gene xkrx, whose product is annotated as XK related X-linked. The record is from RefSeq and is a predicted model, not a curated record. Gene Ontology annotation, cellular component: membrane. The coding region runs from base 441 to 1799 and encodes 452 amino acids. The transcript has 4 exons. Lineage: Eukaryota; Metazoa; Chordata; Cladistia; Polypteriformes; Polypteridae.